AUGGGCCCGCAAUCAGAAUACACGCAUGUGCAAUUUCUCGGCUUCAACCUCUUGACGAUCCCCGGCCACGACGUUGACGGCUGCUCACACCCUGAGACAGGCUUGGAAGGGUGCUAUCUUGGAAGUGAAGAUAUUCAGCAGGACGUCGAGCGCCGUAUCGAGAUCAUGACCACGGCCAUGCAGUCCGCCUAUGCAGAGUGGAAGAGGAAUAAGCUCGUGGUAGAGGCUGCCUCUGAGCCGCAGGUCAAGACGUUGAAACUUUUUGUGGUGCCCGAGUUCUUUUGGCGCGGCUCGCGCGGCGUGUACUCGUUCGAGGAGGUGUGGGACGGCACGCUACCGAUUGUCGACCGGCUGCGAGAGGCCGCAGCAGACUCCAAGUUCGAGGAUUGGCUAUUCUUCUUCGGAACCAUCGUCAUGUCCAAGCCGACCAAGGGCUGGUUUGGCAGCAGUGAGCUCGCCUACAAGAACGUGAUGCCAAUCAUGAAGGGUGGGCCCGAGGGCAAGACGUGGCUGGUGGAGAAGCACACGAUUAGCAGCAUCGACUUCAUCAAAGUCGACCCGGCGUUCGGCGUGCGCAAGCCCUGCGGAGUCGGCAGGUGUAGCGUGGAGUCGCAGGAGUUCAACGAGCAGUUUGAUCUGGAGACCACAAAGGUGCUAGCGACCGCUGGAAUACGCGUGGUUAAGGAUAACGUCUUCGAAGUUGACGGCCUACUGGUUGGCGUCGAGAUCUGCCUCGACCACAACCGCGGCACCGAAGUCUUUGGCUCUAGGACUGCGCUCGAGCAGAAGAUCGACGAGCUCAAGACGACCGUUGAUGUGCAGGUCAUCGCCUCGGCUGGCAUGAGCAUCGAGUGGGGUCCUGUGGCGGUGACGCGGGAUGGGCCAGUGUUCAUGGCAGACGGCUUCGGUAAGACGGAGGUGAGCUUCAAUCGGUACGGUCUCGGGCUUGAGGACUGGCACAACGACCCCACUGCGUUCAUCCAGGUCGAUGUGUUGUCCACCAACAUUUAUCACCAGUAUGCAACCUGGAUUCAGGUGAGCGCCCUCGGCAACGGCUGGCGCCAGCUGCUCAAGGGCACCUUUCCGACGGCGGCGUACGACGCGGCCACCGAGAUUGCAACGGUGUUGAAUCGUGCGGCAGCGCGGGACGGACUGCCAGGGGGUGAGAUGCUCACGUUUCCCACCAUUGACGUGUAUUCGCCGACUCCAGUGCAAGCGCGGAGGGUGGCGGCGGUUCAGCCAGAGACAUUUGUGAGGACGCUGCCCCCGCCCCGUUCGGCGCGUGCGCUACGGGUGGGAGGGGAUUUCUUCUCGAUGUGA
This is a messenger RNA of Emiliania huxleyi CCMP1516, 1320 nucleotides long. RefSeq lists its product as hypothetical. The transcript is spliced from 3 exons. Lineage: Eukaryota; Haptophyta; Isochrysidales; Noelaerhabdaceae. The record is from RefSeq and is a predicted model, not a curated record. The coding region runs from base 1 to 1320 and encodes 439 amino acids.